Messenger RNA from Aphis gossypii (cotton aphid), 2059 nucleotides. RefSeq lists its product as uncharacterized. The transcript is spliced from 3 exons. The record is from RefSeq and is a predicted model, not a curated record. The coding region runs from base 316 to 1830 and encodes 504 amino acids. Lineage: Eukaryota; Metazoa; Arthropoda; Insecta; Hemiptera; Aphididae.
GAUGUUAAUAUUUAAAGUUCAACGGUAUCCGGAUAUUUCACCGCAAUUAACUCACCGCGCGACUAUUCACCGCCAACAUUUCACCGCAUUUACAACUCACCGCGUGCACAAUUUACCGCGCGUACAAUUCAUCACAGUUGAAAAAUGUUUAAACACAGUAUCUUAAAACCAAUUUUUCAGUCUAUAACUAUAUUUUAAAUUACGACAUUGCAUUUUUGACUUGAUGAGUUAUCUUACUGAUACAAAUUGAUAAUUCAUAAUAAUAAUAUCGAUAAUAAUAAUUUAAAUUCUAAAUUUAAAAAUUACCAGAUUGGCAUGCAUGUUAUACGAUUAAAUACGUUACUGAUUAUUGAAUUAUUGUAUCGGCAUCGUCCAGUACGUGUAUGGACGUUUACGAGAGUGUUACAAUUUUUAGUUAUGGAUAAUAUUUCGUAUAUAAAAAGUGAACGGGGUAAAAAUAAAUUAAUAUUAAAAGGGUAUAUUUAUAUAUUUGAAAAACAAGGUUUAAAUAAAUUAAUAUGGAAGUGCGAAAAUUAUCAGAAGAUAAAAUGUAAAGGACGUUUACAUGUUUGUAAUGAGGAAGUUGUUAAAGAAUUUAAACACAAUCAUGUGCCGGACUGUGCAAAAGUUGAAGUAUGCAAAGCAAUCAAUGAAUUGAAAGAAAAAGCUAUCGAACGACCAGAUUUAAGAACACGUGCAGUUUUAGGUUCAAUUUCGACGUCUUUGACUACUUCAGCAACAGCGCAUUUACCUAAAUUAAGUUCUCUUAAACGAACAAUUCGGCGGAUAAGAAAUGAGGAAGAUACUUCACCACCAAACCCAAAAUCACUCAGUGAUUUAAUGAUUCCCCAAAAGUACCAAUUGACGAACGAUAAACAACCAUUUUUGUUGUAUGAUAGUGGUCCAGGAGAAGACCGAAUACUUUUAUUUUCGACCGAACGAAAUUUACGUCUUAUGGAAAACUGUAAACAUUGGUAUGCUGACGGAACAUUUUCGACAUCGCCUUCAUUGUUUACUCAAAUAUAUACGAUACAUGGUGUACAGUACAGUAAUGUUUUCCCAUCGGUGUUUGCAUUAUUACCAAAUAAAAUGGAAUCUACAUACUGUCGUCUAUUCGAAGCAUUGAAAUCAAUAAAACCGGAAUUGAAUCCGGAUACAAUUAUGAUUGAUUUCGAGAAAGCUGCCAUGAAUGCCAUUUCAAAAAAAUUUCCAGUUACAAAAAUUCGUGGCUGUUUUUUUCAUUUUACACAGUCUGUUUGGAGACACGUUCAACAAGCUGGACUUCAACAACGGUACACUGAAGAUUCAGAAUUCGCUCUUCAAAUAAGAAUGAUGACCGCCCUUAGUUUUGUACCUGUAGCUGAUGUUGAACAGGCUUUUAAUGAUUUGAUGGAUACUAGUUACUACACAGCACACGAAGAACUUUUAACUCCAAUGGUUAAUUAUUUUGAAGACACGUGGAUUGGUCGAAUGGACCGUAGGAAUAGAAGAAAGCCAGCCUUAUUCCCGAUCAAUUUGUGGAACUGUUAUGCUUAUUUAGAAGAAAACAUUCCAAGAACAAAUAAUUCUGUCGAAGGUUGGCAUAAUAGUUUUUCAUCCACAUUAAAUGUAAUUCAUCCAAGUAUUUGGAAGUGUAUUGAGGCAUUUAAAAAAGAAGAAUCUUUAAAUAAAAUCCACGUUGAACAAUUAAUAGCUGGGUAUUCUAUCGGUGUUAAAAGAAAAUACAAAGACUUUGCUGAAAGGUUAAAAAAUGUGUGUGAUGACUAUAAUAAUAGAAUAACAGAAGAUUAUUUAAGAGGCAUAGCCCAUAAUUUUCAGUUAAAUGUUUGAUUAUUGAGUAUUUAUUAUUGUAUUAUUAUUUGAGUAAUUAUUUAUUGUAAUAUAAUUUUUUUUUUGACUGACAGUAUAUAAAUGUAUUUGUAUGAACUAUUUUUUAAUUUUUAAUUGAAUGUAAUAAACUUUACUAUAUUAUUUUUUUUUUGGAAAGUAUAAUAUAAAUGUAUUAAUUGUAUUAAUUAAUUUUUAAUUUUUAAUUGAAUGAACAAUAAUUAUUAUACUA